AAUGCAAGCUCUAUGAACAGCAAUAGCGUCGCGUUUGAUCUAACCUAACUUCAAAUAUUAACCUAAAAAUUGAAAUCAUGGAGCAAGCUAUGGAGCAAGAGGAGCAAAUCAUCACGCAUUAUAACAAUCGCGAAAUUUUAACGACUGCCGUUGUUAUAAUACGUGAAAUAAUAGAUUCUUCUUCUGAUUCAUCAUCAGAAAGCGAUGAUGAAGAAUUAAAAAUAAUAAGAGAUUGUAGAAAUGUAAGAAGACGUGUUCCAAGAAUUUUAAAUUACGUGUCACAUAUAAUACCAAAUUUAACUAAAGAAGAAUUCAAAGCCCAUUUCAGGAUGUUACCUGAAACUUUUGAUUAUAUCUUAUCUUGUAUCGAACAAAGAUUAAAAAGGGUAAUACCUGGAACACCUAUGAUUGAUCCGCGCACACAAUUUCUGUUGGCAUUAUGGAGACUAGCUACUCCAGAUUCUUUUAGGUCAAUUUGUGAACGAUUUAAUGUUGGAAGAAGCACUGCUUUAUAUAUAACAAGGAGAGUGGUAAAGGCACUCAAUGAGCUUGCGCCUGUUGUUAUUAAGUGGCCUACAGGUGACCGAGUAAACGAAGUGUGGGCAGGAUUUGAAAAUGCAAGUGGAUUUUCUAAAAUUAUUGGAGCUAUAGACGGAACACAUAUAAACAUUCCAGCCCCAAAAAACAAUCCCGAAUGUUAUAUAAAUCGCAAAGGUCACCAUUCCAUCCAACUUCAGGCUAUUUGUGACCAUAAAUGCCAAUUUAUUCAUUGUUAUGCUGGACAUGUUGGAUCUGUCCACGAUCAACGGGUAUUUCGUCAAUCAGAAGUUCAACAUUAUUUGGGAGAUGUUACGAAAUUCCCACAAGAUAGCCAUUUGGUUGGUGACUCGGCUUAUAAAUUACAUGAAAAUUUAUUGGUACCAUACCGUGACAAUGGCCAUUUAACAGAACGACAGCGAAAUUAUAACUUCUGCCAUUCUUCAGCAAGAAUUGUCAUUGAGAGAGCGUUUGGCCUUUUAAAAGGAAGAUUUCGUUGGCUUUUAACUACACUUGCCAUAGAUCGAACAGAUUUAAUUCCUAUGCAUAUUCUUUCUUGUUGCGUAUUACAUAACAUUUGUUUAAUGAGAGGUGAUGAACUUAAUUUUGAAACAAAUGACGUAGAACUUAUUGAUAUAGCAGACAAUGUUGAAAAUGUUUCUGCCGUUUCUAAUGCGGGUGUUGCUAAAAGAGAUUUGAUAUGUGAAAGAUUAAGAAUGAGACAUGUGUGACUGAUUAAGGUGUGCGUGUGUGUUUUGAUAAUCAUUUAACCCAAUCUUGUACAUUAUUUUUACUAUUUCCUUUUAUUAUAAAAACAUAAAAAUAUCUUUACAUGUAGUAAAUAAAUGUCUUUUU
Messenger RNA from Temnothorax curvispinosus, 1392 nucleotides. RefSeq names its product protein ANTAGONIST OF LIKE HETEROCHROMATIN PROTEIN 1-like. The transcript is spliced from 4 exons. The record is from RefSeq and is a predicted model, not a curated record. Lineage: Eukaryota; Metazoa; Arthropoda; Insecta; Hymenoptera; Formicidae. The coding region runs from base 78 to 1268 and encodes 396 amino acids.